GAAGGCGAGGCCGAGGAGAAGGCCUUCAGGGAGUUCACGGACUGGUGCAAGGAUGCCGCAACGAACACUGGUUUCGAGAUCAAGACCGCCACGUCCAAGAAGGAUCAGCUCAGCGCCGACAUCGACAAGCUGAAGAGCGACGCCACGGCCGCCGAGUCGAAGGUGGAGGAGCUCGCCGCGAGCAUCGCGUCUAGCCAGGCCGACCUCAAGGCGGCGACCACCAUCAGGAGCUCCGAGUCUGCCAACUUCCAGAAGGACGAAGCGGAGCUGGCCGAAGCCAUCGACACCCUGGGGCGGGCGAUCACGAUCAUCGAGCGCGAGAUGGCCAAGAAUCCGGCAGCCUUCGCGCAGAUGGACGUGUCCAACGUGAGCGGUUUGGUGAAGGCCCUCAGCACCGUGGUCGACGCGGCCGGAUUCACUAGUGCCGACAAGCAGAGGCUCACGGCUCUGGUCCAGUCGAAGGAGAAGGACGAGGCGGACACGGAGCUGUUCGGCGCCCCCGCAGCCGACGCUUACAAGUCGCAUUCGGGCGGUAUCCUCGACGUGCUGGAGGACCUGAAGGAGAAGGCCGAGGAGCAGCUGAGCAGCCUGCGGAAGGCGGAGACGAACGCAAGGCACAACUACGAGAUGCUCAAGCAGUCCCUCGACGACCAGACGACAGCAGACACCAAAGACAUGAACGAGGAGAAGGCAGCGCUGUCCGCGGCCAAGGAGGGCAAGGCCACGGCCGAGAAGGACCUCCAGGUGGCCGUCAAGGCCCUCGCCGACUUCAAGGAGAAGCUGGAGACCGCGCAGACGGACUGCGUGCAGACGGCCGCGGACCACGAGUGGCGGGCAGACAGAGGGGGGGGCUGCGCCGGCGGCUCCCGGCUGCCUCGCUGGGGGCUGCCCGAGCAGCUGGGCGACGUCGUCGCGGCGCCUGGGGCCGCGGUGGCCCCGCCCGAUGAACGGGGGGCCCGGUGA
Prorocentrum cordatum is the source of this 963-nucleotide messenger RNA. NCBI's taxonomy places the organism in Eukaryota, Dinophyceae, Prorocentrales, Prorocentraceae. The record is from the annotation of a GenBank genome assembly.